Messenger RNA from Bursaphelenchus okinawaensis, 1977 nucleotides. The record is from the annotation of a GenBank genome assembly. NCBI's taxonomy places the organism in Eukaryota, Metazoa, Nematoda, Chromadorea, Rhabditida, Aphelenchoididae.
AUGGGUAAUGUGAUCAAGGUAAGCUACUUUAUGAUCCUCUCCAGCUGAUUCUUACCCAAAUAUUUGGAUUUCGCGCUGCUUUUUCCGAUUCUCCUUCGUCUUCCGAUAUAAAGGUUGAUGACGAACGAGCCGGUGUCGUUAUGCCAUUAUUGUUUUUACGUGCGAUGUUUAGUAAGACAUCUUCUUCAUUGUUUUACUGUUUAUUCUGUGUUUUAAUAUUGUGGUUUGAAGUGGUCAUUCUACUGGAAAAUGGGUUUACAUUGUGUUAGGGUAGCUUUUUGGUAUGGUGGUUAGCUUUUUGGUCGUAACUUUGGUGAUUGUAGUUGUCAAUGUAUGAUUUUGGUAUUAAAAUAGAGCAAAAUAAAUGGGUUUCACUAUUUUGUAUGUAUAUGUUGUUUUAAUUCGUUAUUCUUGCUUAAAAAAUUGAUUAUUUUGUGUUAGGUUAAAACACUGUCGUUAUCUUUCUUUUGGUCAUAACUUUGUUUCUUGUCAGCGAUUUUAAUCUUCGUGAAGCAAAGUUAUCUUGUUUAUAAUAUAAGUAAAUAUUUAUCAUUUUCAGAGGGUCUCACUGCAAAUGCUACGCAACGCCUUGAUAUUACACAUAACAGUGUUGGCAUGGCUCUGUUCAGCCGAAUUCACACCGGAUUUUCGUAGUUUUUUGAGUAGAAAGUUUGGCGAUGAUGUUGCGAGACAGCUGGAACGAUUGGAUCAGGGACAUUUGAUGAUGGGUAGUUUUGGCGGGCGAAACAACAAGAACCAGCUUAUUCACAAUAGGGUAAGAUAAUCUUAGUUAUUGCUAAUUGAUUUUGGAGGUUUUAGGAGAAAGUAUUUGGUUUUAUAGUGCUAUAAAUUGUGUAAAUAAACAUAGUAUGUAUCUAAAUAUGUAUAACUGUUCGAAAAACUUUAGCCCGUUGUUUUUGUUCACGGCACAACGUCGACAGCCGGCUUCUGGUUGCCUCAUCGCCGCUUCUUCAUGGAUAACGGGUAUUCGGCAGCUGAACUGUACGCGACAACAUACGGCGAUGGCGGAUUAACACAAGGCUUAUUCAUCAAGAAAAUGGAUUGCGAUGACGUUCAGGCGGUGAGUGUUUCGACAGUAUAUGAUCCAUGGUUAACUUUACUUGUUUUUUGUUUUAAAAGUUGAUUUUAACAACUUUUGUUUUAAAUUACGGACGGAAAAGUUAAUUUUUGUUAUUUAUUCAGUUUUUAAAAUAAUUAUUUUAUUUUUAGGUACGAAACUUGAUCGUGGCAGUGUCCCAGUACACAAACUCAAAAGUUGAUGUGUUGGCCUACUCAAUGGGUGUGGCUAUAACGAGAAAAGCAUUGUUGGGUGGGGAAUGUGCGGAUACCAAGGCGAAUCUAGGCGCACCGAUUACUUCUGCUGUGGAAACGUUCUUAUCAGUGGCUGGAGUGGCGUAUGGAAUGCAGAAUUGUCUGCCAGCUUGGCCUGCUUGUAACACUUUGAAUGGCAUGAUAUGUACAUCUGAGUUUCUGGUAAGUUUGAUCUGUUGACAUUGCUUUUUAUGUUUUUAGGUAUAUCUUGUUGGAUCGUGAUCAACCAAUUUAAAUUUAUUAGUGGUUUAUAAAGUUAUGUCGUGUUUGAUCUUUUAAAAAUUGACUACAACACUUUUAAACCAGUUUAAAUAGAUCUGGACCUUAGUAAAACUUCUUUUUAUUCUCUCUUUCUCUAACUCUCCUUUUUUUCCAAUGACAAUCCUCACCAAAAUAUUGAUUUUUUUAAAUUUCCAGAGAGAUGUUAACGCUCCAAGCCAGAAGUACGAAGGCGCCAACUCGUAUGCCAUCUACAGUCGAGACGACCCGAUUAUUGGUCUUCAAUGUUGUGGUCAUUAUUGCUCCGAACUCAAGAAUGCCAAUUUGACGAUAGUACGAAGUGGUCUGGAUCACCUGGGAAUUGUGUUAGCAACAGUGGACCUUCAGUACAAUAUAUUAAUGCACAAGCGAGCUGAUGGCAUUUAA